Symsagittifera roscoffensis is the source of this 2592-nucleotide messenger RNA. RefSeq lists its product as uncharacterized. Lineage: Eukaryota; Metazoa; Xenacoelomorpha; Acoela; Convolutidae. The transcript is spliced from 12 exons. The record is from RefSeq and is a predicted model, not a curated record. The coding region runs from base 230 to 2401 and encodes 723 amino acids.
UCGAAUAAAAAGACUAAUCACAACAGUGGUUUUAUGUAAUCACCACAUACAAAACAAUCAAAACGAACAUUUAACUGUGAUAAUACGUUGAGAUUUACACAUUAUUUUCUUUCAUUAUUACACAAAAACAUAUAUUUUGGAACACUAGCACAAAGCCGCUGAACUCAAACCUCCUCUCAUUUUAAUUUUUUAAUUACUAUGAGUUAAAACAAUUGAUUAACUAUUUGAUAUGGAUCCUAUAUCAGAUUUGAACGAAGACUCGCCGCGUCUUAUAAAUCACUAUGACAACAACUAUGAAAGCUUUCCCCAAGCAAUCGGUCAAAAUUCAACAACAAAAACAGAAGACUUACAAUAUUUCAAUACAGAAACGAGAGAAAGAAACAACGACGAACUACAUUUAGGCAAAACUGUUUCAAUCCAGAAAACUGACUCUACGGAUGUUGCCGCAACUGAAAAGAGUCCAGAAAAACCUCACCGAUUCCGGGAUUUACUUUCAAAGCGGGCCAAGUCUGCGGCACCCUCAAGCGGAGCAGAAGGCUCCGACCACGAGGACGGAAAACGAGAGAAGAACGAGAAAAGUGGAAAAGGGUGGGGGAGUAAAAACAGAAUGGGGGAGCAUAGUGGGGAAACGAGCAGUAGAGCCCGCAGUGCUUUCGAUGCUGUACGCGCGGUGGACAAAAUGAAGCGAAAGGCGAAGCGGAGAAAAGAUGAAGAGGAGAUUGCAGCUGAGCGGGACAAUCGAGAGAAGUAUCUUCGCAAUGCCGAUAACCUGAAGAGGGCCCAUGCAGUGAUGCGGGAGACAUUCAUGGAUCUGCUGAGUGACAAGUUGGACAAAGACAGAGAGGAGAUCCAGGAGAGAAGUGAAAAGUGGGAGGAGAAAAUGAGGCUACAGGAAAUAGAAAUGCAGAAGGAGCGGAGGAGUCGGGUGCCGAAGAAGACGAGAGUGGACGUGAGUCACGACAAGGACUACCUGCACACAGUGCCCAAGUCUAGAAUAUACCAGGUUCUGCAAUUGCGUGAAGAGAGAAAGAAAGAGGGAAAAUUGAAAUAUCCGCUGGACGAGGACAAAUUCUGGGAGGACAUUCGCACUGGCAACAACCCCGUGGACGAAGAGAUGAAACGUCUCAAGUCCGCCAAAAAAGUGGAUACCCAGCGGGACGUGCUACAAGUUUGGCAUAGAGAGACGUAUGCCAAGAGUCCCGAAAAAGUCUUUCUCAGACUCAAAGAAAAAAUCCAGGACAAGAAAAUGCAACAAGAAACAAUUUCGAAGAAACGACAGCAAAAGCAUGUCAAUAGUGGCUAUGAAAGAGAGAGCGCAGCUUCAAAUGAAGACCCAUCAACGGCUAGUAACAUUUUCAUGAGACUGCUGGAUGGAAAAAGUGCAGUUCAACAGCAACAGCUAAACGAAGCUGAGCAGGAGGAGAUUUCCGAUCAGCUUCCCAAUCUGCUGAACAUGCCGCAGUUCACGAAGAGAGGCAAGUCAUCCAGAAGACGCUCAGUUGCCCCUCACCCUCCCCCUCCGGAGCCCGAUCCCAUUCUGGACGUGUUCAAGCGGCCUGAGUUGCCCAAGUUCAAGUCUUUGGAGAUUGGGACUGACACGGAGACCGUGUUGGAGAAGGAACACCAGGUGCACUUAGAGGAGCUGGAGAGAGAGCAGAGAGACAAAGACAGACUCAGACAGAAGAAACAGGUCCAGGUGAUGUAUCAGAAUGCGAUCACUCACAUGGCUUUCACCAACAGACUCAUGUCCAGGGGCUUCCACGACCUCGCUCUGGGGUCCACAGUGAGAGAUCUGGUGGAGCAGGAGAAGGUGGGGUCCCUGGACAUCAGGAUUCCGAAGAGUCCGGUGCCUCGAUUGGAACACCGCCAUCCAGCAGCUACUUUCACACAUAGUCAGAAUAAAUUGGUGCCCUUAGAAGCCAGACCUGAUGCGAAACCCUACAAGGACAAACAAUACGACAAGCCAUCGUCGACACAGGGCGUUGAUCGCAGACGAGUGAAGAAAAGUGUGAAGGGCGAAAGCGGUGAUAGUGGCAGGGGUAGCCGCAGUAGGGGUGCGAAGAGCGGUGAUUCAUCCAGAAGUCUGGAGCCCUUCAGGGGAGAAAAAGAGGCGGCUGCUUUGUCCCUCCAAGCCAUCAUACCAACAUCAGUAGUCAAGCAACCGAGAUGGCAUCGUAGCAUGUGGACAAACUACAACAACAUAGGCGUGAACAACCCGGACGAACAGACCCAGAAAUGGGAACAGCAUAUGUCCAAAUUAGGCAGGGAACUAGCAGACCACAAUUCCAUACUCCGACCCCACACUACCAUUUCUAUUGGCGAUGAGUCACUGGAAGACCCGGUUAUGAAAGAAAAACAGUUCCAGACUUCACCUGCUGCACUGGCUACGGGCUCAAACUGACUGUAUUUGAGAACAGAAACUUUUGAAAUGAUGUUUUGUUGUCUUGAAGAUACAUUGAAGAGAAAAGGCCAAUCAACUUUUACGAAAAAAAAAUUUAAAACAAAAAAAUUUAGCCGAUAUAAUUUGAUUCAAAAUCAUGAUGCUGGAAAACGAUCAACAAAAAGGUAGUAUUCAGGGGCGGAUCUAAGAUU